Trichechus manatus latirostris (Florida manatee) is the source of this 3995-nucleotide messenger RNA. It is a transcript of the gene SLC16A3, whose product is annotated as solute carrier family 16 member 3. Gene Ontology annotation, biological process: transmembrane transport; monocarboxylic acid transport. NCBI's taxonomy places the organism in Eukaryota, Metazoa, Chordata, Mammalia, Sirenia, Trichechidae. Gene Ontology annotation, molecular function: monocarboxylic acid transmembrane transporter activity. Gene Ontology annotation, cellular component: plasma membrane. The coding region runs from base 2416 to 3819 and encodes 467 amino acids. The transcript is spliced from 7 exons. The record is from RefSeq and is a predicted model, not a curated record.
GGACAGCUCACUGACAGGCCUGGGGCCCCGCUGGAACAAGGAACCAAGCCCGAAGUUGGCUUAGCUGCCGAGGUGACCAGGGGUGUGGAACAGAGGCCUGGGGGUGUAGACGGGGGUGUGGACCAGCUCCCACCGCAGGCCAGUUUGCCAUUCGAGGUACAGGGACCAGGGCCCUGCCACUACCCCCGGGGGAUGCCCAGAGGAGGGAGCCCUGAGCCUGGCAUAGACACAGCCCUCCCCUGUGGGUGCUCGCUGCCCCCUCCGUGCGGCCCCGACGUCCGCGAGCAGCACUUGUGGGCAGUGCGGGCCGGGUGGUGGUUCCCGCUGGGGGUGGACAUGACGAGCCCCGCCUGGGGUGUUCCCCCUGCCCCUCCCUGCCCUGUGGCCUCAGCCUCCCAAGGGGUGGGGGGCGGGUAACAGACUGGGAGCUGAGUCCCUACCCCAUUCUGAAGGCUGAGCACUUGGAGGUGGGAGUACUCCACAUUAAGGGGACGCCAGGAUCGGGGACUCCAGGAUCGGGGUUAGGCUCUGGGGUGAGCUGUCCCAGAAGGCCGCCCUCAGGAGCGAGCCCCUUCUUCACCUCUCUCUUAACAGGGAAUUGGUAUCCCCCCCGCUCCCCCGGGGCCUAUCUGCAGGAAUGCCCCUUCCAGCCCCUUUGUCCCUCCCACAGUCAAAGCCCUGGCCCUGAAAGUCCUAUCCUUUGGCUGGGAAUAGACCCCUCCCCUUGGAGGUGGAGCUGGGAAGCUGGCGCCUGAUCAGCCUCUCCCCUGGGCGCCCCCAGCUCAGCUCUGGGUGGGCAGCCAGGGUGGACCAGAGGACAGGAGAGGGGCUGGAGCGCCCUAGGGGUGCUGGGAGUGGUGGGCAGGACCACCGCGUGCCCAUCUGAGUGGGGGGAAGAUACCCGCGGGCCCUCUUUUGGGCUGAACCUCCUGGGACAGAGGAGCUCCCGGAGGACCCAGCUCUGGCAGGGGCCCCUCCCGGCUUCAGGAGGUGGGAAGGGAUGGUGGGACCCGGUGACAUGGGCACCGUCCCCCUCUUGUUGGACUGGACGCUCAGCUCCUGGGGCGUGGUGGGCGCCCACACGUUCUGACCCUCACCUGGUCUCCUCGGGCCACCGCGCCCUUGCCUCCCCAUUUUCGGGAAUCUGUGGUGGGGGGUGGGAUGGAGGAGAAGGCGCUGGAAAGGGAGGGUGUCUGGUUGCAGCAGGGUGGGUACCUAAAUAACCUGCGGGCAGCGGAGGGUAGCGCCCUCCCCCCCAGAGGCGGGAAUGCCACGAUGAGGGGAUUCCUCUCUGCAGCUCUGCCCUGCUGGGAAGGGCUGCGUGGCCUUACCCACCUGAUGGGGGGGAGGCCUAGCCCCCGCGCCCUGACUCUCCCUCCCUGGUGUUCCCCCACCCAGCCAGAGGGAACUGGUGAAUGCUGGUUGGUGCAGGCAGAUGAGGGGUCCCUCCAAGGCCCCCUGGAGGCCUCCUGGUCCAAGGGCCCCCAAGACUUGAGUGGCAGUAGGCCACCUGUGCUGGGAGGCAUAGCUGGCUAAGGUGGUCUUUAUUGUGAGGUGUGCAGGCCCCCACACCUGGGUUGGAGGUCGGGCUCGGCUCUAAGUUUCAGAGGCGGUGAUGGGCUUUUCAGGUGCAUGCCUACACCGCCAUUUCUGCAGCCAAGGUGUAGCCGGGGGGGCCCCCCCGCCCUUGCCUUACACAGGUGGCCCACAGCCCCCCUGGAGGGAGAGUUCUCACUCCUGCCUUCCCCAAAUCCUGGCCUUGAGAAAGCCCCAGUUACCCAGCCUCGGGCCUCCCGUUGCGAGGAGAGACUUCAGGAGCUGUUGGGAAACAGGUGGGAAGUGUUCUGUGUCCUGUCUCCCCCAGCUGGGUGGCCCAGGCACCCCCAUGCUGAGCGCCGGGGCACCUCCUCAAACGUUAGCGCCCGAAGUGCCCUGCUAUUCCAUUUUGCAGAUGGCAAAAGUGAGGCUCCACAAAGCGCCUUGCCAAGGACUAGCAAGACUCAGCUCUCACCUUUCCCCCAGGGGCCAGUGUCUGCGUGGCGCCUGCCAGGUGCCGGGUCCGGGGUGGGUGUGAGGGGGUGCCAGGACGGGGGACUCGUCCCAGGGCCGUGGCUCCACGGCGGGAGGGGCGGCGGGAGGCUCGGAGGCGGCUUCUCAGGGCGGGAGCCACGCUGGGGAAACGGAAGUUCAGCGGGGUGUUGACAGGCUUGCCCAAGAGCACGGAUCCGGGAAGGAGCACAGAGAGCGGGUUACCAGCACCCCGUAGUGGGAGGCUGAGCUCCGGGGUACCGAACAGGUUAGACUGACUGUCCUUCGGUCCUGGGACUGCCCUCCACCCGUCCCCGCCUUAAGGAGGCAGCAGGGACCCCGCCCAGAGCAGCCGGAGUCAGGCCGCGCAGACCGAGCCCUCCGGCCAUGGGCGGUGCAGUGGUGGAUGACAGCCCGACAGGAGUCCCGGCCCCUGACGGGGGCUGGGGCUGGGCCGUGCUCUUCGGUGGCUUUGUCAUCACCGGCUUCUCCUACGCCUUCCCCAAGGCGGUCAGCGUCUUCUUCAAGGAGCUCAUGAAGGAGUUUGAGAUUGGCUACAGCGAUGCGGCCUGGAUCUCCUCCAUCCUGCUGGCCAUGCUCUACGGCACCGGUCCCCUGUGCAGCGUGUGCGUGAACCGCUUCGGCUGCCGGCCGGUGAUGUUUGUGGGCGGCCUCUUCGCGUCCCUGGGCAUGGUGGCCGCGUCCUUCUGCAGAAGCAUCAUAGAGGUCUACCUCACCACUGGGGUCAUUACCGGCCUCGGCCUGGCGCUCAAUUUCCAGCCGUCACUCAUCAUGCUGAACCGCUACUUCGACAAGCGGCGCCCGCUGGCCAACGGGCUGGCGGCCGCGGGCAGCCCGGUGUUCCUGUGCGCCCUGUCCCCGCUGGGCCAGCUGCUGCAGGACCACUACGGGUGGCGCGGCGGCUUCCUCAUCCUGGGUGGCCUGCUGCUCAACUGCUGCGUGUGCGCCGCGCUCAUGAGGCCCCUGGAGCCGCCCCGGAAGGCGGGCGUCGAGGUGGCACCCCGCCGGCCGGCGCGGCGGCUGCUGGACUUCAGCGUCUUCCGGGACCGCGGCUUCGUCAUCUACGCGCUGGCUGCCUCCAUCAUGGUGCUGGGGCUCUUCGUGCCGCCCGUGUUUGUGGUGAGCUACGCCAAGGACAUGGGCACGCCUGACACGCAGGCCGCCUUCCUGCUCACGGUGCUGGGCUUCAUCGACAUCUUCGCGCGGCCCACCGCCGGCCUCAUCACCGGGCUGCAGCGCGUGCGGCCCUACUCCGUCUACCUCUUCAGCUUCGCCAUGUUCUUCAACGCCGUGGCCGACCUGGGGGGCUCCACGGCCACCAGCUACGGUGGCCUGGUGGUCUUCUGUAUCUUCUUUGGCAUCUCCUAUGGCAUGGUGGGCGCCCUGCAGUUCGAGGUGCUCAUGGCCAUCGUGGGCACCCAGAAGUUCUCCAGCGCCAUCGGGCUGGUGCUGCUGCUGGAGGCCAUGGCCGUGCUGAUUGGGCCGCCCUCCGGGGGCAAGCUCCUGGACGCCACGCACGUCUACCAGUACGUGUUCAUCCUGGCGGGGGCCGAGGUGCUCUGCGCCUCCCUCGUCCUGCUGCUGGGCAACUUUUUGUACAGGAAGACGGGGCCCGCGGAGACGCCCGCCAGCGAGGCGGCCACGGCCGGGGAGGAGCUCAAGCAGACCCCCGCAGACGGGCCGGUGGACGCCCGGGAAGUGGAGUGCUUCCUCAAGGGAGAGCCUGAGAAAAACGGGGAGGCCAUCGCCAACCCCGAAACGAGCGUCUGAGGGGGCCGCGGCGGGGCAGGAGGAGGGAGGAGGCCCGGAGACUGUGAGGUGUGGAUGGUGGGUGUCCCAGGAGAGCCCACGGACAUCUGCUGACCUCAGCGAUGAGGAGGGGUGCCAAACAGGGACCCAGGUCCCUGCAGGCCAGUCCCUGAGCAAAGCUAAGAUGGAGCCGACUU